Messenger RNA from Eufriesea mexicana, 1935 nucleotides. It is a transcript of the gene nAChRbeta1, whose product is annotated as nicotinic acetylcholine receptor beta1. The record is from RefSeq and is a predicted model, not a curated record. NCBI's taxonomy places the organism in Eukaryota, Metazoa, Arthropoda, Insecta, Hymenoptera, Apidae. Gene Ontology annotation, cellular component: postsynaptic membrane. Bases 283 to 1875 code for a protein of 530 amino acids. The transcript is spliced from 5 exons. Gene Ontology annotation, biological process: monoatomic ion transmembrane transport. Gene Ontology annotation, molecular function: transmembrane signaling receptor activity; acetylcholine-gated monoatomic cation-selective channel activity.
CUCGAACGCGUCGCACCCCAGUCGCUCGUUCCAACCCCGAACAUCGACUCGCUCCGUCGCGACAUCGUUUCGACGAGCGGAUCCUAGGCAGAUCGAGUCGAGGAAGAAGGAACAGAGUGCACGAACGUGACAGCAACCGGUGAGAAAGGUUUACCGAUUAAUUUCCCGAGCAUGGAAGAGGGUAGGCGCCAGUGGAUCGGACGGCAAACGAGGAAAUGCACUUAUUGGCCAGCGUCUGCGUACUCAUAUUGAUCCGUGACGGUGGCUGUGUAGUAUCUACGGAUGUCUACGGGUGGGACACCUGAAACCUAUCCAAAAAUGCAUUUUUGUUUGCGUUUCGCGCGUUUUCUCCUCAUUUCCGCGAUUCUUUGCGUCGGUCGCUGCUCCGAAGAUGAGGAGAGGUUGGUGCGAGAUCUGUUCAGGGGGUACAACAAACUCAUCAGACCCGUGCAGAACAUGACGGAGAAGGUGGACGUGAAUUUUGGUCUCGCUUUCGUGCAGCUAAUUAACGUGAACGAGAAGAACCAAAUUAUGAAGUCGAACGUGUGGUUGAGAUUCACUUGGACGGAUUAUCAACUGCAAUGGGACGCAGCUGACUAUGGAGGUAUCGGAGUUCUCAGGUUACCACCCGACAAAGUGUGGAAGCCAGACAUUGUACUGUUCAAUAACGCCGAUGGCAACUACGAGGUGCGUUACAAGAGCAACGUCCUGAUCUACCCCAACGGUGACGUCCUCUGGGUUCCUCCGGCUAUUUACCAGAGUUCCUGCACCAUCGACGUAACGUAUUUCCCAUUCGACCAGCAGACCUGCAUCAUGAAGUUUGGAUCCUGGACCUUCAACGGCGACCAAGUCUCGCUAGCCUUGUACAAUAACAAAAAUUUUGUGGACUUGUCUGAUUACUGGAAAAGCGGAACCUGGGACAUCAUCAGCGUGCCAGCCUAUCUGAAUACCUAUCACGCGAUCCCAACGGAAACGGACAUUACCUUCUACAUCAUCAUCAGACGCAAGACUCUGUUCUACACGGUGAACCUGAUCCUUCCUACUGUUUUGAUCUCUUUCCUCUGCGUAUUGGUGUUCUAUCUGCCAGCAGAGGCUGGCGAGAAGGUGACGCUGGGAAUCAGUAUCCUGCUUUCACUGGUCGUGUUCCUGUUGCUGGUCAGUAAGAUUCUGCCACCGACGUCUCUGGUGCUUCCACUGAUCGCCAAGUACCUCCUGUUCACCUUCAUCAUGAACACGGUCAGCAUCCUGGUCACCGUGAUCAUCAUCAAUUGGAACUUCCGUGGGCCCAGGACGCACAGGAUGCCUCAGCUGAUCAGGAAAAUAUUCUUGAAGUACCUGCCAGCGAUCCUGUUCAUGAAGAGACCGAAGAAGACACGUCUUAGGUGGAUGAUGGAGAUCCCAAACGUCACGUUGCCGACUUCUACCUAUUCAGGAAGCCCGACCGAGUUACCCAAACACCUGCCAUCCUCGUUGACCAAGUCAAAGAUGGAGGUGAUGGAGCUGUCCGAUCUUCAUCAUCCGAAUUGCAAGAUCAACAGGAAGGUACAUCACACCACUAGCACUUCCAGUGCCACUGGUGGCGAUGGAUUGGCUGACAGAAGGGGAUCCGAAAGCUCUGACUCCGUGUUGCUUAGCCCCGAAGCUAGCAAGGCUACGGAAGCUGUCGAGUUCAUCGCUGAACACUUGAGAAACGAAGAUUUGUACAUACAGACAAGAGAAGAUUGGAAGUACGUGGCGAUGGUGAUCGAUCGACUGCAGCUUUACAUUUUCUUCCUCGUGACAUCCGCGGGUACCAUCGGGAUCCUGAUGGACGCGCCUCACAUUUUCGAGUACGUGGACCAGGACCGUAUCAUAGAGAUCUACCGUGGAAAAUAAUUGGAAAUACAAAAAGGCGUGCUAUCGUUGCGCUUAUUUCUUUUUCACUCGCGUCUCUCG